AUGGUCACUGGUGACUACGGCAUUACUGCCGCCGCCAUAGCCCACAACAUUGGCAUUUUCACCACAUCAGAACCCGACACCUUCGACACCAUCAGGAGGGGUACGACACCCACAGCCGAAGAGCUUCGACGUGAGCGCCUUGCUGGAAACGGCCGCAGUCUCCUUCUCGAGGGAGCUUCCGUUGCUCGGCUGAUGGCACAGGACUGGGAUAUUGUCUGCGAGUACGACGAGAUUGUGUUCUCACGCACGACUCCUGAGCAGAAGCUGCGCAUCGUCAAUGAGUUUCGCGACCGUGAGAAUGUGGUCGCGGUGACUGGUGACGGUGUCAAUGAUGCUCCGGCACUUCGGGCUGCUGACGUCGGCGUAGCUGUCGUCACAGGCAGUGAUGUUGCGAUUGAGGCAGCGGAUCUUGUUCUCAUGGAUCAGUUUGACUCCAUCGUCGAAGCCAUUCGUCUCGGACGUCUCGUCUUUCAGAAUCUGCAGAAGGUCAUUGCGUAUCUUCUUCCUGCAGGCAGCUGGUCUGAGAUCUGGCCGGUGCUCGUUAACGUCUUCUUUGGAGUUCCUCUACCGUUGAGCGUCUUUCUCAUGAUCGUCAUCUGCGUCUUCACCGAUCUGUUUCUCUCUCUAUCGCUCAUCAUGGAGAAGCAAGAAUUUGAUCUGCUCUCCCUUCCUCCCCGCAAUGCCAAGCGUGAUCACCUCAUCAAUCUCAAGAUCUACGCGCAAGCAUACCUCUUCACGGGAUUCAUGGAGACGGUCUGCGCGCAUUCAAUGUUCUUCUUCUACAUGUGGAAGUACGCCGGCUUCCCAAUCCAUGAGCUUUUCUUCUUGUUUGAAGGCUACGCUGAAGGCUACCAUGGGUACACCCUCGAUGAGCUCACCAACUUCAAUGCAACCGGCCAGUGCGUCUACUUCGUCACGUUGUUGUUCCUCCAGUGGGGCAACAUCCUCGCGGUUCGCAACCGGAGACUCAGUAUCGUUCAGGCAGAUCCAAUCACCAAGGUGAGACGAAACCCGUGGCUUAUUGCGAGCGCCAUCAUCAGCCUCGCGAUCGCAAUUUUCGUCACCGAAGUUCCCGGGAUUCAGAAGCUUUUCGGUACAGCUUCCGUUCCAAUUGAGUUCUGGCUUAUUCCCGUGCCUUUGGCGUUGGGCAUCUUAUUCAUGGACGAGAUUCGCAAGCUGGUUGUGAGGCUGUUCCCGCGAGGUCCGAUUGCUAGAGUUGCGUGGUAA
Molecule: messenger RNA, 1227 nt
Organism: Colletotrichum siamense
Lineage: Eukaryota; Fungi; Ascomycota; Sordariomycetes; Glomerellales; Glomerellaceae
Gene: Atp4a
Product: Potassium-transporting ATPase alpha chain 1
Exons: 1
Coding region: 1-1227 (408 amino acids)
Biological process (GO): intracellular sodium ion homeostasis; proton transmembrane transport; potassium ion import across plasma membrane
Cellular component (GO): membrane
Molecular function (GO): ATP hydrolysis activity; P-type sodium:potassium-exchanging transporter activity; ATP binding
Source: RefSeq, a predicted model, not a curated record